GGCCUUCGGCGACGGAGAGCUUGUGCUGCAACGAAGCGAUCUCCUGGUCGUUCUUGAGCGACGCAUGCUCCAGCUCCUUCACUCGUGCUUCAGCGGUUUCGGCACGCGCAAUAGCAGCGUCCGCUUCGACGCGCAGGGCGUUCAGUUUCUGGUAAUAGACACCGCAGAAAAAAGGCGUCAGCACCAGUUGCACUUUGUCCCAUGUAGUUCCGUUGUCUCACCUCUCUGAUGCGGUCCUGGAAGAAAAGAGAGGAUGAGACAAACAUCAGAUGAGAUCAGCGAAAGAUUCAAACGCCAAAGACAAGUCCAAAGCGCCGCUUUCAGCUUUGAUGGCAUCCUGCAGUGUACCAUGUGGAACGGGACAAUAUACUGCGCAUAGCAACCUUGACAUUUGUCUGCCAACCAAGCGCCAUGUGAGGGGUAUGGGCAGUCCUCUCUUCCAGGAUCCAUCAAACCGAGUGCCAUGUAAGCCUGUACCCUCCUCCUCGAGUGCCAUUCGACUGCGAAAAGGCUACGACAGCACCCGUGGUCGCUCUGACGUGAGGUUAGUUAUUAUGGCCCUCGGUGAGCUGGCAGUAGGCAACUUGGCCGAUGCGUUCUCCAACGCAACGCCCGAAAGCCACUUUCCAUCGGCAGACCCAAAUCCAUGCACUCCCCCUCGCAUAAAGCCAGCAGAACCAGAGCGUCAGCUGUGGCUGCUUCCUCCUACAGCCUGCCCUGUUGGAGAUCUUUCGCACGCUUUCCAGGAGUGGCCGCCGCCAACGCACUAGCAGCAACACCAGCGCGACCUUCCCACUUUUCCAAUGACUUACCAUGCUGGCUGUACUUCAGGCUUCCUCGAUCGGACUGUUCAUACCCGACUUGAAGAGACGCUGAUCCGUCCGAUGAAAAUGGAGUGAAUC
Tilletiaria anomala UBC 951 is the source of this 902-nucleotide messenger RNA. RefSeq lists its product as uncharacterized. The record is from RefSeq and is a predicted model, not a curated record. NCBI's taxonomy places the organism in Eukaryota, Fungi, Basidiomycota, Exobasidiomycetes, Georgefischeriales, Tilletiariaceae. The coding region runs from base 270 to 770 and encodes 166 amino acids. The transcript has a single exon.